GUGGAACUUCCAUGUUUGAGAGAGAUUUUAUUUUUCGCCUGAAUAAGCUGAAUUAUCAAGAUGCAUAUGCUUCGCCGUGACAAAAAGGAGGAAGAGGAGGGUGGCGGAAACCCCUUUGCCAAUUUGGAGAAGUCCACAGUUCUGCAAGAGGCCAGGACAUUUAAUGACACUCCAAUCAACCCAAGAAAAUGCUGUCACAUCCUGACCAAGAUCAUCUACAUGCUCAACCAGGGUGAACACAUUGGUACCACAGAGGCUACAGAGACAUUCUUUGCAAUGACCAAGCUGUUUCAGUCGAAAGAUGUGACCUUGCGCCGUAUGGUAUACCUGUGCAUCAAGGAGAUGGCUAAUAUUGCUGAAGACGUGAUCAUUGUGACAAGUAGUCUUACCAAGGACAUGACUGGAAGGGAGGAUCAGUUCCGUGCCCCUGCAAUCAGGGCCCUUUGCAAGAUCACUGAUGGUACCAUGUUGCAGAGCAUUGAGCGCUACAUGAAGCAGGCCAUAGUAGAUAAGUCUCAUGCUGUGUCCAGUGCAUCACUAUGUUCAUCAUUGCACUUGAUGCGUACUAGCCAUGAUGUGGUGAAGCGUUGGGUGAAUGAGGCCCAGGAAGCAGUGAACAGCGAUAACGUUAUGGUCCAGUAUCAUGCAUUGGGUCUCCUCUACCACAUCAGGAAGACUGACAAACUUGCCUUGUCCAAGUUGGUCAGCAAAUUCAGCAGGCAUUCCUUGAAGUCGCCCUAUGCCUACUGCCUAUUGAUUCGCAUUGCAUGCAAAUUGAUUGAGGAAGAAGGAGCUGGAUCGGACAGCCCGAUGUUUGAGUUCAUUGAAAGUUGCCUGCGCCACAAAAGCGAGAUGGUUAUCUACGAGGCAGCCCAUGCCAUUGUCAGCAUGAAGCAUACAACAGCCAAGGAAUUAGCACCAGCUGUCUCAGUCUUACAGUUGUUCUGUAGCUCUCCAAAACCUACCCUCAGGUUUGCCGCAGUUAGGACACUCAAUAAGGUUGCGAUGAAGCAUCCAGCGGCUGUCACAGCAUGUAACCUUGACCUUGAGAACCUGAUCACGGAUGUCAACAGGAGUAUCGCUACGCUGGCUAUUACCACGCUACUCAAGACUGGCAGUGAAAGCAGCGUUGAUCGUCUGAUGAAACAGAUAUCAUCUUUCAUGUCCGAGAUAUCCGACGAGUUUAAGAUUGUCGUCGUCGAUGCCAUUCGUGCCCUUUGUCUGAAGUUCCCACGGAAGCAUGGCGUCAUGAUGAAUUUCCUCUCAUCGAUGCUGAGAGAUGAGGGUGGCUAUGACUACAAGAAGGCCAUUGUUGAUACUAUCAUCUCCAUCGUGGAGGAUAAUCCGGAGGCAAAGGAAUCGGGUCUUUCCCAUCUGUGCGAGUUUAUUGAGGAUUGUGAGCACACGGUCCUGGCGACGAGGAUUCUUCAUCUUCUCGGCCGUGAAGGACCGAGGACAUUGAAUCCCUACAAGUACAUCCGAUUCAUCUACAAUAGGGUCAUUCUGGAGAAUGCUGCUGUCAGGGCAGCUGCUGUGACCGCUCUGGCAAAGUUUGGUGCCCACUGUGAGGGUCUUUUGCCAAGUGUCCUUGUUCUCCUCAGAAGGUCGUUGCUUGACACUGAUGAUGAGGUUCGAGAUCGUGCCACAUUCUACCUUAACGUCCUGGAAGAGUUACAGAUGGCACUCAACUCUGCUUACAUCCUCAAUGGUCUCCAGGUGUCCGUCGUUGGCCUUGAGAGGUCUCUCCACAACUACACCCUGGACCCAUCGGAGACGCCAUUUGAUAUGAAAACAGUGCCCCUGGCAACGCAGCCAAUCACAGAACAGAAGACAGUGUCAGUCACACCCAGUAUGGGAUUGGGAGAUAUCUCUGCCAAACCACAGGAGAAAGUUGCAGCCACAAGGCAGGAUAUUUAUGCAGAGCAACUGGCCCAGAUUCCCGAGUUUGCUGGUCUUGGUCCUCUCUUCAAGUCCUCCAGUGCUCCUGUAGAACUAACGGAAUCAGAAACGGAAUAUGUUGUACAAUGUAUAAAACAUACUUUCCAAGACUACAUUGUGUUCCAGUUUGACUGCAUGAACACCCUGAAUGAUCAGAUUUUAGAAAAUGUCAAGGUCAACAUGGAGACGAGUGAUGAUUUCGAGGUUGUACGAUAUAUACCAGCUCCAUGCCUAAAAUACAACGUAUCGGGAACGGCUUAUACAUGUGUGAAAUUAUCAGAUGAUGCUACUUUAGUUGCUGGUACAUUCAGCUGUACUCUCAAGUUUACUGUGAAGGAUUGCGACCCAGCUACUGGUGAGCCUGAUGAUGAAGGAUAUGAGGACGAGUAUGUGCUCGAGGAUAUUGAAGUGACAGUGUCUGAUCAUGUGCAGAAGGUCAUGAAGCCUAACUUUGGUGCCUCAUGGGAAGAGAUUGGACCAGAAAACGAGCUAGAAGAUACAUACGCUUUGUCUUCAAUGAAAACAUUAGAUGAGGCUGUCAAAAAUAUUAUCCAGUUUAUGGGACUCCAGCCAUGCGAACGUACAGACAAGGUCCCAGAAGGCAAAAAUUCACACACCCUGCUUCUUGCCGGGGUGUAUAGAGGGGGCUACGAUACAUUGGUGCGGGCCAAGUUGGCUCUCAGUGAUGGAGGGAAUAAUGGGGUGACCAUGCAGAUCACAGUGAGGAGUAUGGAUAGUGCAGCUUCGGAAGUCAUCGCCUCUGCUGUUGGUUAAUUCCCUGUAUAGCGUUUCCUCCCUAUACAAAAGACAAUUUAGUUUCUUCUUUUGAUUUGACUAUGGUUAACCAUCUUGGUGUGGACCAUUUCAGUGCUGCAAAUGCCAUCAGUAGUAUGAUUGUGGUCUGAUUGGAUGUCCUAUGAACAGACAUGAUAUUAGCUUGUAUUGGAUAAUGGCUGUUAAAAUCUUGUGUUUCACACAUCAUUUGUCUAAUGAUACUUAGAGCCAUUAUAAAUGAAAUACAGUUCAUUUCCUUACUGAAUUAUUCAAUCAAUGUCUAAGGUGAAGUGGUGGUUGGUGUCUAUACAUGAAGUUGUAAAACUUUAGAACAUCUUGUAUUGGGUAUUGUUUGACUUGUUAAAUACGUGCUUUUUUGACGAGGUCACUGGUAACGCCGCAAUCAAUGUUAACUGUGUAUCCCCCUCCCACUCGGGUAAUCUACACUCAAGUCGACAUACAGUACGUCUCAUUUUAACAUACCCGCGAUAACUGGUAAAUAAACACUUGUGACACAGUUUAAAAUAACAGGAUAGUUUUUCCUGGUAAUUUUAUAGGCUAGUGAUAAAGUGCGCUGUGAGUGCCAGUAAAAAAACGUGUGAAAUAACACGAUAUAUUUUCCGUGUACAUCUAUACUAUGUAAGUAGGCCACUGUAUCUACUAAGUAGGCCACCACACUGGUGGCGUAUUGCCGAUAUUAUACAAAUAGUGGAUGUUUGGGAGUCCGAUAUGGAAUUUUGAUGGACGAAGAAAUGUCAUGGCCUACUGGUGACCUCGCGCCUCCAUGUACAAUUUCUGAUUAUCUCCGCUGCGCUUCCGUGGUUUGAAAGAGUUAAUUUUUGCUCCGAGCUGAAAACCCGGUGUGAUAGAAUCAAAUGCCCUCCCUUUCCUGAUGCCUGCCUGUAUUGUUCGUUUUCGGAUUAAGGGUCUUGGCUUCUUUAGAGUCCUAUUGAAUGGUGCCGUGUUCAUUGAGGGCAUUUAAUAUCAGGGGGCAUCUGAUUCUAUUACACCGGUGUAUACAGGUAAAGGGAACGGAGGUCCUAGGAAUGCAGGACCACACACAAUAGCCGUGUAUUGUCCUCGAAUGGUUUGGUUGGGGUUAGCUAUAAUCUUCAACAAAGGAACUGCGCGACUCUAUUCACUCUAACAAAAGGAGCGGACCUAGAUUCCAGAGGGACUUGCGUUUCUUUUACACCGGGCUGAAAAACGCAUGUGAAUUUACACACUACAUAAGGCCAUAGCCACUGUAAACAAAGCCACAUUCCAAGACUCCAUAUAAUAAUCAUAAUGGUCAUAGCUAAUUAGGCGUAUAAUUUGUUAUUUUUAGUGACAAGUUAAAGAUUGCUGGAUCAGUUUCUUUUUAGAGUGGAGUGAUAUUUAAAAAACACAAAUCUAGUCUAAAGACGGUCAUCCUCGGCACCCAGUGGUUUUCCAUAUGCUCCAGCUCUCGCUAUUACAAUUUUAUUUUACAAUAUUAUUUUGUAUGGGACGUAGGAGUAUCAAAAACCUGAAUCUCAGGAUGAAAGACGGUAUUCCUAAAGACUCCAUCAAGACAAAAUCAUCCUCGGCACCAGUGGUUUGCUCUCGCUAGGGACGUACCUGAAUCUCCGCGAGGUCGCCACAACUCCAAUCACCUGAAUGUUCACAACUGGGACAAUUUGAGAGGCAUCACACCGGAUGUGCCUUAUUUACGAAAACUUAUAACUGCCAGUGUAGAUGCGAAGGGCCUAUCCGAUCCGCGUCCGGAGUGAGUUACUCUAAGCGCACACCCAGUUUGCCUGAGUGUGAGAGAUUUUUAACAUUUUUAACAACAUUAGGCCUAUAUUAGGUAUGAUUACAUUCCUGCUGCUCCAGGUUAGCAAGGCAUGCUCCAAGGUAUCCCUUUUCAAAGUCAUGAUGAUUUACUACUCGUUCGGAACCAGUCUCAUUCUAGGCCUAGCCCAUUUAAAUAUCCUCGAUGUGCUCCCGGGGAUGUGCUACGCUCCGACUCCGCCUUUUUUAGGGACGAAAACAUUGGUCUAGUCUCAUCUUUGAAUUGAGUAACUAGACUAGUUACUGGUACUCUAAGGUCUCAUUCAUUCACAUUACUGACCAAACUCGCACAGUUCCGAAAUUAAAAUUCAAUUUGUGAAGGAACGCUGCAUGGGUCUCACUAGCCAGUGGUGAUCAGGUCAACAUUGGUCCCCCUUAAAAAAAAAGUUCUUCAAUCUCAGGCGAUUACCAUGGAUACAGAUAAGCCUAUCAUAUCGCUAUUGCUGCAUGUUCAAAUGUCGGUGUCCUGGGUAUUUUGUGAAGAGGUAGCUCUGACGAUUAUUUGAGGAAAAUAUCAGCUUCUUCUGUGCACGUCCGCAGUGACCAGGCCUCGCAUGCUAUGUAUAGCUCAAUCGGAUGUUGACAUGAACUGGUUCCUGUCAGAGUGCACAUGUUCUCAAGGUGAGACUUCGCGGUCAAAAUGCUCAAAGAAAAGCCGCAACGACACCCUAUUUUGGUAUCAAAAUUUAAAAUUGUUAUUAUUUUGCUUUCUCAAGGUGAUAAGUAGAAGUUUAUAAAAAUAUUAUUUCACCAUCCAUGUUAAUCGUCAAGUUAUAAGGCGGCAAGGUGAAAUUUUCAAAAUUUUCAUCGAUGUACAGGGUGUCUCAUGUAUUGUGCUGCCCCCAUGUUCUCAUGACUGAAUUACUUGAUAACAAUGAAAGCUGGCCAGAUGUAUUCUAGAAGCGACAAGCUAUUCAGAAAUGUAUAGGUUUAUGUGUGAGAGUGAUAUACUGCAAGGUCGACAGCCACUUGAACAGGGGUAUGCAUGAAAUGACGUCGCGCCAUUUGUGGAGCCAGGUAGGCCCGGCCAUUGCACUGGCUAGUGAGACCAUGGAUUACUGACGCCAGGCAGCGUUGGGUCGAGGUUUAAUACAUGGACUAUACAAAAUACGUCGCUGUGCGAGUUAGCAUGAGUGCGUCGGCGCGAUGACUGUACUACGAUGAGUGAGCGUAGGCGCGAUGACUGGAACGAGGCUGAUAUUAACUCUGCUUUUGGAGAAUGCUACCGGACGUGAUCAAAGAUUGGAUUGGAACUUCAAAAAAUGGCGGCGUCGAUGGCUGCCGCUGCGUCUUCUCCGCAGCAAAAAGACAGCAUACCGAUACCUAUCUCACAAGCCACCAAAGAUGAUAUACAUUUUUUCAUAGCGCAGAUGUCGGGUGAACGUAGGGGAAAUCGAGGGGAUUUCUUCUACACGCAUUUUGCGGCUGUUAAUGAUCUUCGUUGUUCGUUUUCGGCGUGUUCUGAACGUGACCUAGUGCCUGAAUCCUUUGUGACAGAAGGCCUGGGCAUCGUAGGUCCUCCGGUAGCACCGGGGGAAUUAGCCAGGAACAUCUUAAAAAACCCCAUUGCAAAAUUACGGAAAGCAUUGGAAGAUGGUCAUUAUACUAAAGCGGACAAACAUCUGGCGGCUAUUGUGGAGUAUAUGGAAUGUUACAAUGAAGGAUUACAUCUUGGCGAAGGCAGAAGGGGUGAGUAGAAGCGUAUGUAUAGGCAGGAGCAAAGUGGAUUAAAUUGGCCCGAUCUUCAGGUGAUUAAAAAUUAGUAUACAGAGUAAGGGCAUUUGGUUGUGUUGUUAGAUCAGUCUCAUGGUUCGCACAGGACAGGACAUUAUUCAAUGGCAUUUAGGCCACUGGGGCACUCUGGGUGUGUUUUUUUACAUUAAUUAAACACCAUUAUUUUCACUGCAAAGUGUUGAAUGUUGAAAAUGUUCCUUAUCGAAUCCUUGUAAAUGAAAUUGACAAGCGUAGAGUUCUAUAUAUCACUAUUAUUCAUGAUAACUAAUAAGAGGUAGUACAGUACAGAAUGUAGCUGAAGCCAUGUUGUCUAAGAAGGAAGUGAUGCUGAGUUAGUUACAGCAAGAUAAUGAUAGGUGGCAAUAGUAAUGAUAAUACAUUCAGGUAGACAUACGGUAGUAUGAGUCAUCAUACAGUAAGGUUAAACUGAAACAUCUGAUAAUACUACAUCUCCCUCCUUGAGAUAUUAAUCCACACUGGAAAUAAGCAAUGUUAGUAAUAUACAAUCAAUACAAGGUAUAUAUGAAACUAAUGUGAAGAUAUGCAAAAUAAACCUUAUCAGCUUAGAGUUGUCUCACAAGAAAUUGGGUGAUCAGUCCAAUGAUUUGGAAUCAAUCCAUAGGGUCAUUUUUUCACAAUGUGAGUGUACAUACCAGCUGUACCUAGCACUUAUAACAUCCGGAUUAUACGUAUCAUUAGUAUCAGUCUGUGCAUGAGAAUCGUGUAAUAUGAGUAAU
This is a messenger RNA of Lineus longissimus, 6995 nucleotides long. RefSeq names its product coatomer subunit gamma-2-like. The coding region runs from base 61 to 2712 and encodes 883 amino acids. NCBI's taxonomy places the organism in Eukaryota, Metazoa, Nemertea, Pilidiophora, Heteronemertea, Lineidae. Gene Ontology annotation, biological process: endoplasmic reticulum to Golgi vesicle-mediated transport; intra-Golgi vesicle-mediated transport; protein secretion. Gene Ontology annotation, cellular component: endoplasmic reticulum-Golgi intermediate compartment; endoplasmic reticulum; COPI vesicle coat. The record is from RefSeq and is a predicted model, not a curated record. Gene Ontology annotation, molecular function: structural molecule activity. The transcript has 22 exons.